Anarrhichthys ocellatus (wolf-eel) is the source of this 3144-nucleotide messenger RNA. Its product is annotated as dynamin-1-like protein. The record is from RefSeq and is a predicted model, not a curated record. Gene Ontology annotation, cellular component: membrane; cytoplasm; microtubule. Gene Ontology annotation, molecular function: GTPase activity; microtubule binding; GTP binding. Gene Ontology annotation, biological process: peroxisome fission; mitochondrial fragmentation involved in apoptotic process; mitochondrial fission. Bases 92 to 2218 code for a protein of 708 amino acids. The transcript has 19 exons. NCBI's taxonomy places the organism in Eukaryota, Metazoa, Chordata, Actinopteri, Perciformes, Anarhichadidae.
AAUGGUGGCGUCGGUGGGACAUUGAAUGACUUUGGCUCCACCACGAAUGUAGCUAACGUUUGGUUUAUAAUUUUCCUCAUAAACCGCGAGCAUGGAGGCUCUUAUCCCCGUGAUAAACAAGCUGCAAGAUGUGUUCAACACAGUGGGAGCGGAUGUCAUUCAGCUCCCGCAGAUAGCAGUAGUUGGGAAUCAGAGCAGUGGUAAGAGCUCAGUGCUGGAGAGCCUGGUGGGCCGGGACCUGCUGCCCCGUGGGACUGGUGUCGUAACCAGGCGACCUCUCAUCCUCCAACUGGUCCAUGUAGAUCCUGGAGCUGCGAGGAAAAAUGACGACGGUGGCAGAGAAGGUGAAGACUGGGGCAAGUUCCUGCAUACAAAAAACCAGAUCUACACAGAUUUUGAAGAAAUCAGGCAAGAAAUUGAAAAUGAAACAGAGCGACUAUCUGGGAAUAAUAAGGGGAUCAGCGAUGAUCCCAUUCAUCUGAAGAUAUUUUCUCCGAACGUUGUCAACCUCACGCUGGUAGAUCUGCCUGGAAUCACUAAGGUGCCCGUGGGUGAUCAACCUGUUGACAUCGAGGUUCAGAUAAAGGAUCUAAUCCUGAAGCACAUCGCUAACCCCAACUGCAUCAUCCUGGCCGUCACUGCGGCUAACACAGACAUGGCCACCUCGGAGGCACUCAAGGUGGCCCGGGAGGUCGACCCUGACGGCAGGAGGACACUGGCUGUGGUCACCAAGCUGGACCUGAUGGACGCCGGCACCGAUGCUAUGGACGUGCUGAUGGGCAGAGUCAUUCCGGUCAAACUAGGCCUCAUCGGAGUUGUCAACAGGAGCCAGCUGGACAUCAACAAUAAAAAGUCUGUGACCGAUGCCAUCCGAGACGAACAUGCCUUCCUGCAGAAGAAAUAUCCGUCUCUUGCCAACAGAAACGGGACCAAAUACCUGGCCAGAACCCUGAACAGGUUACUGAUGCAUCACAUCAGGGACUGCCUCCCUAACCUGAAGACACGGAUCAACGUGCUGGCAUCCCAGUACCAGUCCCUGCUCAGCAGCUACGGUGAACCCGUGGAAGACCAAAGUGCCACCUUGCUCCAGCUCAUCACCAAGUUCGCCACAGAAUACUGCAACACCAUAGAGGGCACGGCCAAAUACAUUGAGACGGCAGAACUGUGUGGUGGAGCCAGAAUUUGUUACAUAUUCCACGAGACCUUUGGCAGAACAUUGGAGUCUGUGGAUUCUCUGGGAGGACUUAGCACCAUGGACAUCCUAACGGCCAUAAGGAACGCAACAGGCCCGCGUCCGUCCCUGUUUGUGCCCGAGGUUUCCUUCGAGCUGUUGGUGAAGAAGCAGGUGAAACGCCUGGAGGAGCCCAGCUUGCGUUGCGUGGAGCUCGUCCAUGAGGAGAUGCAGAGGAUCAUCCAGCACUGCAGCAACUACAGCACACAGGAGCUGCAGAGAUUCCCUAAGCUGCAUGAGGCCAUUGUGGAAGUAGUCACCUCCCUCUUGAGGAAGAGACUGCCUGUAACCAAUGAAAUGGUGCAUAACUUGGUUGCAAUAGAGCUGGCCUACAUCAACACCAAACACCCAGACUUUGCAGACGCCUGUGGGGUCAUGAAUAACAAUAUAGAGGAGGAAAGGAGAAACCGAAUGAGAGAGCUGCCCUCUGCAGUGCCCAGGGACAAGUCUGUUGGCAAAGGCCCGGCUCGCCCAACUGGGGUUUCUGGCGAGCCUUCUGCGUCUGGACCAGACAUGGACGGUGCCAAGGCCCCAGCAGCAGGGCCCCAGGCGGAGCAGGAUGGCACAGGGAACUGGAGGGGGAUGCUGAAGAAAGGAGAGGACGCCCCUGGCUCCGGACCUGGAAGCCCCCUUAGAGGAGCUGUUAACCUGCUCGAUGUGCCUGUGCCGGUUGCCAGGAAGUUGUCAUCACGUGAGCAGCGGGACUGUGAGGUCAUCGAGCGCCUCAUCAAGUCUUACUUCCUCAUCGUCCGCAAGAACAUCCAGGACAGUGUGCCAAAGGCAGUGAUGCACUUCCUGGUCAACCAUGUGAAGGACAGCCUCCAGAGCGAGCUCGUCGGCCAGCUGUAUAAAUCUGGCCUCCUCAACGAUCUGCUGACUGAAUCGGAGGACAUGGCCCAGCGGCGCAAGGAGGCUGCCGACAUGCUGCAGGCUUUGCAAAAAGCUAGCCAGGUGAUCGCUGAGAUCAGGGAAACACAUCUGUGGUGAAAAAUCAACAAAGGGAGCUGAACCCGAUCUCUUACUGCCUCAUCAUGCCUAAAGGACCGACGCUCCACGCGUUCAUGUCUGAACAUGAAGUUUGGAUUUGCAAAUAAGAAAAUGCACUGUUCUGAUUCCUGCUUGAAGUAGGUAUCAUAUUGGCUCGUAAGCUACCUGAAAGAAAUGCAAGUUAAUUGUUUAUUUAAAAUACUUGGUAAUGUAUACAGUAUAUGGAAAUGCACUUUCUGUUAAAAGGUGAAAGUUUAGAAACUGCAGUUGCCACCAAAGCACACUACUUUAGAGUUAGUUUAAUACGAUUAACCAGUAUGGAAAUGGAAGUUUUGAUGCUAUUUUGGUAGCUCCACAAAGCUUUCGGCUCUAAAUAUUCUUCUCAUCUGCAACAUUUAGGAGUAGCUGUCAUGUGUCAAACCUCAGAAAUCAUAGUGUAAUCAUAGAUUGGGUAACUAAAUGUAACUACAUGAGUUUCAGCAAAUGUUAGUUCUCUGUACUUCAUCACUUUAUUUUUUGCACUGUUGUCACCGUACUGUAUAGAAAGUUCAUUAUUCUGACACAAUCAGAAUUUUUAUUUAUUAAUGUUAUAAAAUUAUGUUUACAUAUCACUGCCUCUAUGUGAAGUGCACUGUGGUUGUGUAUGGUUGCCAGAAGAAAAAUAUCGACUAGUUUCAAACUUAACUUUUUAUUGCUUAAGCAUACAUUAAUGUUAUCUGUCAAUACUUCUGCUCAUUUUCUGACAUUUCCUUGGAGAGCUCCCGCUGAUGUCUGCUUCUAUCUCCUGCCCUUGCCCCUUCCUUUGGUGCUGUGGAACGAAACAAAUUUGUAAUUUUUAUUGUCUUCAUUUUGGUUCUCCAUACAACUCAAAUGAUCAGACAGUGAUGGCAUAGCAAGUUAAAAAAAAUAAAUGCAUUGACAUCUAA